CUAGGUGAUUGCAAGGCAAUAUUGCGUUUAUUUGAAGUCAACCUUUGGAUAUGCUGUAGGUUUGUUGGAUGCAAAGGAAAGAUUAAAGGAAAAUGUACUUUCCUUCAUAUUGUAGAUAUCAUAAGUACCGUGGUGGAUAUGUACGGAGUAUGUAUGCUUACUGUAAUGCUGUUAAUGUUGGAGGCAAAAUGUUACGGCCAUAAUCUCAGUGUAAAAAGAGGACGGCUAUCAACUUCCUGUACAGCAAAAAAUACGACGUUGAGCAAAAAUAAUCCUACACAACAAAGUAAGCUAAAAGCUGCGUUCGUUACGUCAAAAUCAAAAAUCAGUGUCCUGAAAUCGCGCUUAAGUUAUUCUGCGAAGAUAGAAAAACCGUUAAGUGCUAUAUCACGUAAUGGAGUCUGCCUACCAGAAGAUGUUGGACUCUAUGGUAGAACUGUUAUAGCAUAUGAAUGCCUAUAUACGCAAGAUGGCAAAACACAAACAGGUGAUGAAUGGGAAAAAGAACAGAUUAACGCGGCCAAUGCAGAGGCGCCGAAGAAAUUAAAGAAACCUAAACGGGAGCGAUUAACCAAAAAACCUGGUGAUACAACAGUGGAACCUUAUAAAAGGUUGAUUAUUCCACCGCCUUAUAAUACAACUGGUAUGCUACUCAGAGAAGGAGAGCCCUACAUAAUCAUAUCUUCAUGGUUACCCGGCAUCGAUAAAAAUGACGUUUUAGUCUUCAUGGAUUAUGCAGAGGGGGAUACUUAUACGCCUAAAAGAUACAGUGAAGAAGUGCUACAAAAGCUGGAAAUAAAUGACAAGACAGAACAAUACUACGAAGCAAUUGAAGCUGUGCCGAGGGGUUUCGAACAACAUAAAAGAUCAUAUAACAGCACAUAUAAUGAUGUAUUCAACCAUAUGGUGGAAACUAAUGAGGGUAUGAAUCACUUUUCGACAUAUGCUAAAUGCAAGGAACGACCCCCAAUGAUGAUAAUCAAUGCACCAAAAAAUACUGUAGUGCAACAAUUCGAAUUCAAUACAUUCGGACGAAAACGGGAUCCUCAACACCCCAAUAGAUAUAAUAAAUCUGGUUUAAAAGACGAACCAAUACCUGAUAGAAUACAAAGGGCAUACAGGCCUUUCACUUAUUUGGACAUGAGGCAUAUUCAAUGCAACAUGCGAAAUGGGACUCUCCAAAUAAAAGCCAAAUUAACUCAUAUUCCACCCCCGCCAGAUAUGAAGAAAAUAUUUAAACUAGAAAUUGGCGAUGAUUAUGUUGCACCACCACGUAUGUUUCCUACUGAGCAAGUACAUGGGUGGAUGUACAAUUGGCAUCAUUUUGAAAAAUACGAUUUGGAGUUUGACAUCUCUAAGAUCGAACCGCCUGAAAUGGAUCCCGCAGAACGUGAUCUCAUGGAAAUUCCUGACGAUGAUCAAAUGACCCGAAAGGAAGCAAUUAAGCUUAUGAGGGAGUACGAUAAGUAUCACAAAAAGGACAAAUGAAGAUGUAAACUGUAUAGCCUAACUAUAACCAUUGUGUUACAUAAUGAAUCGCUU
Messenger RNA from Babesia bovis T2Bo, 1542 nucleotides. RefSeq lists its product as uncharacterized. The record is from RefSeq and is a predicted model, not a curated record. The coding region runs from base 139 to 1488 and encodes 449 amino acids. NCBI's taxonomy places the organism in Eukaryota, Apicomplexa, Aconoidasida, Piroplasmida, Babesiidae. The transcript has a single exon.